AUGGCGAGAAAGAGCAGUGUGUGGGAAUUCUUUAAAGUUCUUGAAGAUGAUGUGUCAAAAGCACAGUGUCUUUUAUGUGAACACUCAAAAGUGGUAGUCUCAAGAGGUGGAACAAAAUCAAAACAAUUCAACACUACCAAUCUCCGAAACCACAUUCAAAGCAAGCAUCCCUUAUCGUUUCACGAACUGUCUGCCAAGGAUGAAGCUAAAAAAAGAUCAAGCGAAGCUCUAUCCCAUGGCGAGACAUCUGGUAGUGCAAGGAAGGCAUUGAAAAGCCAAAUGUCAAUUCAAACAAGCUUUGAUAAAGCCCGUAUAUGGGACAUCAACAGCAGCGCCGCAAAGAGAGUCACCCAGUUGAUUGGCGAGAUGAUAGCACUAGACAACCAGCCCUUCUUGAUGGUAGAAGACCUAGGAUUCCAGAGGCUCAUGAAACAUGUGUCUCCGUUCUAUCAACUACCAAAUCAAUUUCACUUCAGCGACAAAGUCAUCCCGAAUCUCUUCGAAAGGGCAAAGAAAGCCACCUCGGAAAAGCUUUGUGAAAGUGAAAGCAUCUCAUUCACCUCUGAUAUAUGGACUUGCCAACACACAAACAAUUCGUACAUCAGUCUUUCAGCCCAUUGGGUAUCAGAUGUGGUUCCUUCCAUCAGUUCCAUGCAAUCUUUUGUGUUGCACUCGAGCCUGUUCUCGGGAAGUCAUACUGGACCUGCAAUUGCCAACAAGUUUGAAGCCAUGCUCGAAACAUGGGAAAUACCUGCAUCAAAAUGCCAUAUGGUAAUCACUGACAAUGGAGCAAACAUGGUCAGUGGAAUUGAAAUAGUUGGUUUAACGAGAGGGCCUUGCUUUCUUUAUACUUUACAACUCGCAAUCCAGGAUGGCAUCAUGUCACAGCGAAGCGUUUCUGAUAUGAUCGCCAGAAGCAAGAGAGUUGUUACACAUUUCAAUCACUCGGCAUUGGCAUGUGAUCGACUCUCCAAGAUCCAAGAAUUAAACCUCCCUAGGAAGAAGCUAAUCCAGGAUGUUCCCACACGGUGGAAUUCAAAGUAUUAUCUCCUUCAGCGAUUGCUCGAGAUGAAAAAUGCAAUUGUACUAUAUGCAACGGAGCAUGACAUUCAAACACCAAGGCCAAUGAAUGGAAAUUGA
Messenger RNA from Dendronephthya gigantea, 1140 nucleotides. RefSeq names its product zinc finger BED domain-containing protein 4-like. Gene Ontology annotation, molecular function: DNA binding. NCBI's taxonomy places the organism in Eukaryota, Metazoa, Cnidaria, Anthozoa, Malacalcyonacea, Nephtheidae. The coding region runs from base 1 to 1140 and encodes 379 amino acids. The transcript has a single exon. The record is from RefSeq and is a predicted model, not a curated record.